AUGAACCACUGUUACAGGCAGCUUCCCAUGCGUGAUUUUUUGGGACCCAGCGAUGCACCACAGAUCCCCUUCGAGGAUGACCCGUUCGCUUACCUCCCAUUUGAUGUUCAAGAUGAAGGGGUAGCUUUCGAUUUAAAUCCUGCCUCUUACGAAUAUGAUUUCCCCCCUAUUCACGCCACAAGCGACGCCACGAAUGUGCCAAUUAGCGGAUUGGCAUUUCCUAUCAACAUCGCUUCACCGCCCUCACCGCUUCCCGAACAUCCGGUUCCGAACCAGGGCUUGGGAGACUCACUCCGUUCCCAGAACUUUCUAAUACCUGCAGUAAAUUAUUCGGGUGCCGUCUCCAAUCCAUUUGCGAUUUCCUUGGGCAUGAAUGACGCAAACACUUAUAUAUCGGUUUCCGGACAGCGGCGUGAAUCCGAGCCACGGUAUUUGGUCCCAAAUGAGACUCAUACCCAGGACAACUUCAUCCCUUGUAUGGGCCUCCAAUUGGAUAUCCCAGGUAGUGGAACGGUCUUCCUUCCCGAAGAAGACCCCGAUCGGUAUGACCUCGAGGAAGUUUUCAGCAUGUUCUACCAAGGGAACAGAAACCUUCAGAGAAUGUCGCCGCAGCUCAUUGAAGCGACCCUGGGCAUCCCACCAGACUCUAAUGAUUCCCAACACCUGAUAUGUUCCCAGGACAAUGAGCGUCAGUCGGACCAGGACUCAGCCACUCUCGACGCCCUUUCCGCGCAGCCGCAGAUACCAUCAAGCCCUUCUACACUAGCACAGUCGCCAGAUGCUUUAUCGGAACCUGCUACAAGCCUCUCGGCACCUCAGAGAGACCGUGGCAUCCCUUUCACUUCUAGACCCAGACUUCUGGUGGCUCCUCCGGGCUUCAGUCAUUCGCAUAUCCUGGUCAUUACCAGCAACCCUGAGUCAUUGCCGGCAUCGCUGUGGGAUGGAGCGCGGCUUGCCGAAAUGGAGAAGGACAUAAGGUUGAAGGCCUUGGAUAUCGAAUCCCAAAUACCAAACAGUCAAGAUAGCAGUUCACGCGAUUUCAAUCAGAAACGACAGCGAGUCGAUAACCAACCCCAGUCCAAUAGCACGCAAAAAGUCUCGAAAGCCAGCGGCGUAUCGACAAUAAGCUCCUAUCCUGCUCUGUUUCCAUGUCCUGCUUCUGUUGCAACUUCAGAUCCUCUCCCAAGUGCCAUGCUUCACAGCCGUGUUCCUAAGCGCAAGGCGAAUGCCGAACGACAAGCCACUAGUCAAGUCAAGAAGGAGAGCACUUGCUUACUAUGCCGAGUAAUGAGGGAAAAGGUCUGUACACAUACCAAUACAAACACUCCCGCCUCCAUUUUUGCUCACACGUUUGCAGUGUAG
Molecule: messenger RNA, 1362 nt
Organism: Podospora anserina S mat+
Lineage: Eukaryota; Fungi; Ascomycota; Sordariomycetes; Sordariales; Podosporaceae
Exons: 1
Coding region: 1-1362 (453 amino acids)
Source: RefSeq, a predicted model, not a curated record